AUGCUGUCGACGGUGCUGAAUAUCAUCAUCUUUGAGGACUGCAGGAACCAGUGGUCAAUGUCUCGGCCUCUGCUCGGCUUGAUACUGCUCAAUGAAAAGUAUUUCUCUGACUUGAGGAACAGUAUAGUGAACAGCCAGCCUCCGGAGAAACAGCAGGCAAUGCACCUCUGCUUUGAGAACCUCAUGGAAGGCAUCGAACGCAACCUCCUAACCAAGAACAGGGACAGGUUUACACAAAACCUGUCGGCGUUCAGGCGAGAGGUGAACGACUCCAUGAAGAACUCCACCUACGGUGUGAACAGCAACGACAUGAUGAGCUGACGUCUCCCAACUCCACCUGUACAGAGCAGCAUCUCUUUGGCCUGGCCCAGAGGGGUUACCGUUUCCGAUGGAAAGAAAAGAGGGCGUUUCUAAUCCCUGCUCUUCCCCAGGGCUGGAUUGCGGCGCUCGCUUUGGGCCGUACUCCACGUCCCGAGGGAGGAGGGAACAGGAGGGGUUGUUGAGCUCACCGGGGCAGGGUGCUUCUGUUUCCGUGGGAGGGGGUGGAAGGGCAUAAGCCAGGUGCAAGAAUCCAGCGUCUCCCUACCCGAAUGUCUGCGUGGAACGCCAGCGCUCUGCUGCAGCCUGCCUUGUAUAAACAUGUACAUUUUUUCAUAACAUUUUGAACAAGGUUUAUAUUGACUCAGUUUAAAAAAAAAAA
This is a messenger RNA of Fulmarus glacialis (Northern fulmar), 700 nucleotides long. RefSeq names its product exportin-7-like. The annotation marks the transcript as partial. Lineage: Eukaryota; Metazoa; Chordata; Aves; Procellariiformes; Procellariidae. Gene Ontology annotation, cellular component: cytoplasm; nuclear pore. The transcript has 3 exons. Gene Ontology annotation, molecular function: nuclear export signal receptor activity. Gene Ontology annotation, biological process: protein export from nucleus. The record is from RefSeq and is a predicted model, not a curated record.